This is a messenger RNA of Phyllotreta striolata, 3318 nucleotides long. The record is from the annotation of a GenBank genome assembly. NCBI's taxonomy places the organism in Eukaryota, Metazoa, Arthropoda, Insecta, Coleoptera, Chrysomelidae.
GUCCGUCCUGCGCGCGCCCUUCGCUCCGUAUUGAUCACCCCCUUCUUGUAUGACUCAGUGGAAACUUCUAUCCGAAAAACAGUUCGUCGGAAAAUCGAGGAAACCGCUAUUUUCCUCUUUUCACCACUUCGGUUGAAUAUCGGAUACAGUGCAUUGGUGAUCAAUCGAGAAUGGCCGAGGAAGGCCCCCAAAUCAAGCCUGUACAAAGCGCGUAUACAAGCAUAAUUGGAUUAUGCUUGGGAGGAUUGGUGUUCGGCAUCCUCAUGCUGGCGGUGACAUGGUACUGUUACAGAAAACGAACGCAAAAUUCCCACAAACGCCACGGCUCCGAACAGCCGCUGGCUUUCCACACUCACCGGAGACCGACGGCUGUCAAGAGCCCAGCCGGCGCUGCAGGAGGAACGCACUAUUUGAAGAAGAGCCCCAGUCCAACUGGUCCCUCCAAGACACCGCCUGGAAUGUCUACUCCUCAUACUCCCAGUCCGACGGGUAGCGCUGUCGGACCGCUGGAGAGCGGGGUGAUUAACAAUCCCCAUCAUUUGGAGCCCAAACCCAUGCAGGAACCAAUAACCAAAUCCGAAAUACCUGUGACCUACAACACCGAAAACGAGAAGAGCGCUCCCCCGACCAAAGAAGAAGUCGAAACCAACGAAAAAAAUUUGCAGCAGAACGUUGCUUACUUGGGCCAGUUGGUUUUCAAGUUAAGAUACAAAACCGAUAAAAACGCGUUGAUAGUCUCGGUGGUGAGAUGCCGAGAUUUACCGGCGAAAGAUAGCAGCGUGGGCUCGAGUGAUCCUUACGUUAAGUUACAGCUCCUGCCGGAUAAGCAACAUAAAGUGAAAACCCGCGUGCUUCGGAACACGAGAAAUCCCGUUUACGAUGAAGAUUUCACAUUUUACGGCAUUGGCUUUAAUCAGCUGCAGAACAUUACGCUACACUUCGUGAUUCUGAGCUUCGACAGAUACAGCAGGGACGAUAUAAUUGGAGAGGCUUUCUGCGCUUUGAACUCGAUCGAUAUUGCGCAAAUAGAAACGCAGCAAAUGGCAGUUUGCAGGGAAAUCCAACCGAGAAGCUUGAAGAUACGUUCUCAAGGCAGAGGUGAGAUUUUAGUUUCCUUAUGUUGGCAACCGGCGGCUGGUAGACUGACUGUGGUGAUCCUGAAAGCUCGAAACCUUCCUAAAAUGGACGUUACAGGACUGGCCGAUCCUUACGUGAAGAUAUAUCUACUACACAACGGUCAACGAAUUGCAAAGAAGAAGACGCACGUCAAGAAGAGAACUUUAGGACCAGUAUUCAACGAAAGCUUCGUGUUUGAUAUACCUCAAGUAGGAGAAGGACUCGAAGGUGUUAGUCUAGAAUUCUUGCUGUUGGACUGGGACAGGGUGACCAAAAAUGAGGUGAUAGGCAGGUUGGAUUUGGGAGGAGCAAAGUGCACCGGAUCCGCUUUGCACCAUUGGAACGAAGUCUGUAACUCACCACGUAGGCAAAUAGCAGAAUGGCACAAAUUAAGGGAAUAAACGUUCCCUUCAUUUUAAUAAUAAGCAACCCUUAAUUGACGAUGUACUUUUAACUUUACUCAUACUCGAACUAUUCAAAUUCAAAUCAACUUUGACUACAUGUACUUAUUUAUGCGCACUAUUAAAUAGUUUCCAGACAUCUUUCACAAAUUCAUAUGCAUGUAUAUGACGUAUUAUUUUCUAUCCAAGACUGUUCAUUAUCAAUAUCAACGAUUAAGGAAUUGAUGAGAAUAUUAAAAAAAAGGUUGAUUUGGAUUUUUAAUUUAGAAGGAUAUAUUUAGAACAACGCGGUUCAGACGCGAUCACACAUUUUUGGUCCAUAAGCUCUCUAAAUUAAACAAACGCUCCGUUUGUUUCAUAUGCAUAUAUGUUUUCUGGAUGUAAACACUACUAAAUGUACAUUAAAAGUAUUUAAGGGAUAGGCGUUAGUUAAAAUCACUGAAAGUGAAAUGCUAUGAAUGUAAAUAAUUAUAGUUUGUUACAUUAAAAUUAUUCCUUUAUUCCGAAAGUAUUUGCGGAGGAGAUGAAGAGUGAUUCUUAGAAAUAACAUUUUUGAUCUAAACAAAUUUGAUAAUUCCUUGGGAAAUGUUACUUAAUUGGAUUAAUUACAUAACAAUACGGUUUAGACUAAAAAUGGUUUCACAAUGUGGUAACUUUAAGCUAUUUUCUGGAAAUAUACGUACGAUUAGCUCGGUAAGGGGCUCUUUUAUAAGAAAGAUUAUGAAAUUUGCUUUCAUUAUUAUAAGCAUUUAUUUAAAAACUCUUAACAAUUGUAUUCUCUAUGGCGAAUAGACUAUAUUUCUUUCACUAAACGGGGCUAAAUAUACCUAAAUUUACGAAUUAAAUGUUCAUAAUUAUAGAAGUAUUACAUAUUCAAUUUAUGGAACCAUUUUGUACCUACAUUUCCCCGAAUUCCAAGUCUACUUUCAUUCAAUAUGUAGAUCAAUUUAAACCUGCACAUAUCAUAGUAACAAAUAUAGUCGCCAUAGUAAUACAAUAUUUGAGUAUCAAUUGUUUAUUUUACUGGUGUUGUUGCAUGCUAAUAAACAAUUCAGAAGAGAUAAAUAAAAAUAAUAGGAUGUAUAAGUAUGUAUUAGACUUAAGAAUUUUGAAGCUUUCAGCCUAAUUAAGCCUAUAGUGUUAAUUUUUAGUAUUAUAGAGCAUGGUUAUAAAUUUUGCGAGAAAAUACGUUUGUAUAGGAUGUCUGAAAAAGUAUUCAAUUUCUUUAUAGUCUAUAUAGAAGAUCAAGCACAAAAAAUAUUUACCCGUUUACCAUUUCCAAAUAUUAUCACUACCCAUUUUAUUUCCGGACAUCCUGUAUAAUAUAAAUAUCCAUAAAUGGAUCAACAAUGGCAAAUUAAGACUUAUAGACACGUAAUUUACAUUUACUUACCAAAAAUUAUUAUGCAACAAUACCUUUAUUGCUUUAGUGAAAAUUCAUGGUGAAUUCGUGCAGGGUUCUCUCCUGAGAUAUAUUUUUUACAAAUUUAAGCUUUUUGUGAUUUAGUAUAAUCGGUGAUACAGGAAAGUUGCGAGAUCGGUUAAAAUUGUUGCAGAAUGUAUGCCUUCAAAUUAACAAUAUUUUUUAUACAGACUGUUUUCAAAAAUUUUCAAAUGUAUUUAAACAGUCUGUAUUGACAACAUUGUUGAGGUUCUUCUACUGCAGAUAUAUGUAUACUGUUGCUGGUGACUUUUCUCGAAAAUCUUAUUAAAACGAAGAAAUAUUUAAAUAUACUUUAUAUUAUUUACCGAUUUAAACUAUUCGUGUAAAUACUGACAGGGUGUUUGUUGUGUUCUAAUU